This is a messenger RNA of Penaeus monodon (black tiger shrimp), 1158 nucleotides long. Its product is annotated as androgen-dependent TFPI-regulating protein-like. The record is from RefSeq and is a predicted model, not a curated record. The transcript has 5 exons. Bases 276 to 971 code for a protein of 231 amino acids. Gene Ontology annotation, cellular component: membrane; endomembrane system. NCBI's taxonomy places the organism in Eukaryota, Metazoa, Arthropoda, Malacostraca, Decapoda, Penaeidae.
AGUUGAGGCUCAAUCUCGGUGGACAGAUCACUCGGCGGCAUCCGAAUCCGGGAUAAGGUUGAGGAGAAACAUUACUCGAUCUUAUAUUUUAUACACAUAUUAUUCGUUAACAAUCUUUCGCGGUUAAUCGUGAUUUAGUCUGAGAUAACGAACCGAAUUCGGUGUUAUUUACUUGCAUUUUCCAAUCUUAUCUCCCCUUAUCAAACCUUCCGCAUUUAUUUAAUCCUUUUACCAAUUCUCUGUCAACCCUUCCUCUAGCCAAACGUAAAUUGAAAAUGGCAAAGGUAAUUGUAAUCGCGUUCCAUCUGCUAAUGGUGCUUCACUACGGCUAUUCCAUCAAGUUCUAUCUACUGGACCUUAAACCGCCAGAGUUCAUGAAAAAGGUCAAUGAUAUAUUCGGUGGACCUUUCAAGUUCCUGACCUUUUGGGAUAUGCUGGUGCAGUUCUUCUACUUCGUCGUCGCCUUCUCCAACGACCUCUUCGGCAGCAGCGCCCUGGAUCGCGAGAAGCAGUCCCUCCUGCAGAAGUUCCGGGAUUUCUCCUUCUCCACCGUCGUGUUCUUCUUGGGGAGCAUGGUGAGCAUCGUGUUCUGGUUGCUGUUCAACCUGAACCGCGACCUGAUCUUCCCCGAGCUGUUCGACGCGUGGUUCCCGUCCUGGCUGAACCACGCCAUCCACACCGUGCCCGUGGCUGGCGUGGUGGUGGAGCUGGUUCUGGUGCCCCAUGCGUUCCCGUCGAGAUCCGUUGGCUUCGCGAUGGUGGCUGGAGUGUGCUUCCUCUAUCUCGUUUGGGUCAGCUACAUCGCAUACCUGACGGGCUUCUGGGUAUAUCCUAUCCUGGAAACUUUGCCGAUGGCAGGACGCGCCCUUUUCAUAGGCGCCUGCAGUCUCCUGUGCAGUUUCAUGUACGUUGUAGGAGAGGGGCUAAACAACAAGUACUGGGGUGCUCCCAUCAAGAAGAAAGUGAAAUAAUCGCCAAAUAUAUUACUUCAAGAAAGCGCGCUCAGGGAACACGCAUCUCCGCUUGUCUUUUGUUUGUAAACGUUUGGCGAUCGUCACUUUUUUUUUUUUUAAGGUAUUCCAUUAAUAUAGAGUUUUGGAGUGCAUUUUAAUGUAUUUUGUCUAAAGUUUAUUUUUUUUCCUUUCCUGAAAACAAGGA